AUGGACAUUUCAAGUGAGCUUACUUCUUACUUUAACGACACAAACUAUGAAAAAUGGUCUUGCAUGGAUUGCCUGGAAUAUUUGAAGGAAGUCUGUGCUCAUCUGACGUCGAACGAUCGUGACGAAAUUUUUCAAAACUACAAGGCUCAGCUGCCUUCGAUGAGCUCACGUUCAUCAAUGUGA
Messenger RNA from Paraglomus brasilianum, 183 nucleotides. The record is from the annotation of a GenBank genome assembly. NCBI's taxonomy places the organism in Eukaryota, Fungi, Glomeromycota, Glomeromycetes, Paraglomerales, Paraglomeraceae.